Photinus pyralis (common eastern firefly) is the source of this 1314-nucleotide messenger RNA. RefSeq names its product achaete-scute complex protein T3-like. Bases 114 to 866 code for a protein of 250 amino acids. The transcript has 2 exons. The record is from RefSeq and is a predicted model, not a curated record. Gene Ontology annotation, biological process: developmental process; regulation of transcription by RNA polymerase II. Gene Ontology annotation, molecular function: RNA polymerase II transcription regulatory region sequence-specific DNA binding; DNA-binding transcription factor activity, RNA polymerase II-specific; protein dimerization activity. Lineage: Eukaryota; Metazoa; Arthropoda; Insecta; Coleoptera; Lampyridae.
CCAGGUAACAUUGCAAAUGUCGCUUCUGUAGCCGCUGGUUGUGCUCCGUGCCUUUUAUACGUUACGUUACGUUAGAGUAGUGUUAGUGUUUUUGUUGGGAAAAAGAAGAGUGUAUGGCUGGUAUGAAGAUGACUUUGAACGAGCAAGAGAAGAUGUACAACGUAAUCCAAAAUUCGCAAUUAAACUGUGUGAUCGUGUCCGCCGAUUCUUCGAACCUCCCCAAGGGUGUUAUACAAAGUAAACGUCCCUUGGCACCAGCUCCAGAUCGAAACUCACCUGUUUACACAAAUAGUACAGACGUACGCUGUAAGAAAAAGAUUCAUUUCAUGAACUACCCCAGUCCGCAACAACCCGCGUCGGUGGCCCGAAGAAAUGCAAGGGAACGCAAUCGUGUCAAACAAGUAAACAACGGUUUUGCUGCUCUUCGCCAGCACAUCCCUGCCAACGUCUUAUCGGCAUUUGGUGCCACGGAAAACACAAAUGGGAGAAGUAACAGCAAAAAAUUAAGCAAAGUGGAAACACUGCGAGUGGCCGUUGAAUACAUUAAAAGCCUGCAGAGGAUGCUCGAAGACCACGAAGCAGAAAUGACGUCGAAAAACAUAAUAAACGCAAUUGUCGACAAUCGAUACUUUCCAUCGAGUCCCGAAUCGAUCGCUCAGUACAGUCCGUACCCUACAAUUCUACCGACACCCCCAUCGUCCGAAGCGUCUGCCUCACCAACACCGUCACACACAUCAGACGUAUCGACGUCAUCAUAUCCAAUCACCACAGUUUUUUUGCCAGACGGCUACAAACCCUUUGAAACAAAAGGUCCGGAUGACGAAGAGCUUUUAGAUGCCAUAUUUUCCUGGCAGCAGAGCGAAUAAGACAGGUUAACGUAUCAUUCCUCACGAGAUCCCGGUGCCUUCACACGUGAUACUGAUUUCCAUACUUUUUUGUUGUUGUUAUCUAGUCAAGUUGUAUUUUAAUGUACAAAGUGUUUAUAAUAUGUACAGUUAGAACGAAAACCAGAUUCCGUUGGCUCGGAAUAUAUUUUUGUACUGAUAUACUUAGAUUUUAAGUAAUAACGUAGAUCGUCCAAAUAAUUUAUUAGCGUUAAUUUAAAUUUUUUUGGUGCCUUAAGGUGUUAUCUAGAAAUAGAGAGAUCCUGGCAAGAUUAUCCUGAUUAAUUUAUAAGUUAUAAUAAGACUACCUUGCCAGUUACCUAUGCCAGUUGAAGGUUUGAUUCCUCAUUUAGACGUACUUUAUUAGUGUUACUAGUUUAUUAUUUUAAAUGAAUUAAUUAGGAUUUUUUAAUAAACAUUUAGACGUUUU